CCGAGACCAAAGAAUUUGAUUGAAGCCUGACUUUGUCCCACCCUCAACAAAAUGCUCAUUACAAGUAUUCCAAAUAAUGGCUUUUACUUCUUUUUUCUGUUGUUAGUGAUGAUAUAUGUUGAAUGUUAAUUGUGAAUUGAGCAUUUUUCACUCGACGAAUUGGCUAAGAGAUCAUCAUAAUCCACUUUCUCAUUUUUUUGCAAUAUUUUUUGGCCGGAUUCGGUGAUUAGCACAGAGAGAUUAAGUACUCUUAUUUUAAACCAUCGAUCAUGAACUUUACUAAUUACUCAACUGAAAUAACUGUAUUAUAUUAAUCGUAGGGAAACUUCGUUGGUUUGUACUUAUUAUAGGUACAUAAUUAACAUAACACAUCCACACAUACUAUAAAGACUAACCCUUUCAAAUCUCUACUAUUAUGGUUUGAGUGAACUUCAAGCAACAAUGAAAAACAUCAUUGUAUUGAUCGAUCAAAUUAAUAAAGCUCUUCUUCUUCUUCUUCUUUCAUUUCAUCCUAUUCCAUACGUACCUUUUUUUUUCACUUUCUCCCACUUUUACGUUACAAUAUAUAAUCAUCAUUUGAAAAUGAAUAAUGUAUCAAAACUAACUCCACGUGUAAAAAUCAUCAAAUAUAUAUUUUGAUGAAAGAAUGAAUGAAUGCAUUAUGUAAUAAGUUCAAAUUAAAACAUGCCUUCUCUUCUAAUAUCAACACUCAAAACAAUAGCCUUCUUCUCCCUAUUCCUCUUACUCAUCAAAACUACUCAUCAAUACCAUGAUCGUGAUAAUCAUCAACAAUCAUCAACUAAUCCUCUUUCCAAAACCAAAACCAAUAAAACCAUUUCCAUUCAUCUCACAACAACAUCAACAAUCCUCAAAAGAGACACGUGUGCAGCCCUUCAUGACUUCACAAACUACACCACCAAAUGUGCUUACCUCGAAACCCUAGACACACUCAUAAAAAACGACACAUGCAGACCAAAGGGCUACAUAAACUACCUCAAACUCUUCUACUGUCACUUCGGUCGUUUCCCACUUCUAGGCCAAGCCUUGCUCCUUCUAUGGCUUGUGGUUUUGCUCUACUUGUUAGGCAACACUGCGGCCGUUUACUUUUGUCCCUCCUUAGAGAGCUUGUCCAACAUCCUUAAACUCUCUCCGACCAUUGCGGGAAUCACUCUCCUGUCUCUUGGCAACGGUGCCCCCGAUGUCUUCGCCAUCAUCAUCUCCUUUACGAAAUCUGGAGAUGCUGAUGUGGGACUCAACAGUGUUUUAGGAGGCGCUUUCUUUGUUUCGAGUGUGGUGGUUGGUGUCAUCAGUGUUUUGAUUGAGAAAAGACGUCAUUUUAGUCGUGUCAUUAUUGAUAAAACUAGUUUUAUAAGAGAUGUUACGUUUUUUCUUUUUUCUCUCUCUUCACUUCUAGCCAUAUUCAUCUUUGGUAGAGUCAAUCUCUUCACUGCCGUUUCCUUUUUUGCCAUUUACUUUUUAUACGUCUGUUCAGUCUCUGCCACUCACUUCUUUUUCUCAACAAACGACAAUGUUUUUGACAAAACGACAUCAACAAUACCGUUACUUGGUUACGUGGAUGAAAAUGAAAAUGAAAAUGAAAAUGACAUUGUUCAUCCUCAAAACGACGAAAUAAAACGGGGUCGUAUCUUAGGUGUGGUUAAGUUGACUUUCAAGGCUUUGAUGUUACCCCUUGACUUGCCGAGAAGAGCAACUAUUCCGGUGGUGACGGAGGAUCAGUGGUCGAAGCCGUACGCGGUGGUGUCCGUUGCACUAGCCCCGAUUCUAAUGGCGGUUUUGUUAAACACACAAAGAGAAAACGUUGACUCGAGGACCGAGUUGUUGACUUACAUGACAUCUGGUCUCACGGGAUUGGUUCUUGGAAACUUGGCUUAUGUUACGACCAAUCGUGACGGUCCACCUAAGCAAUGUUUGUUCCCUUGGCUUGUGAGUGGGUUUGUGAUGAGUGUGACGUGGACUUAUCUAGUGGCUGAAGAGUUGGUAUCCUUGUUGCUCGCUUUGGGUACUGUUUUUGGGAUAAGCCCAUCUAUUUUAGGCCUCACGGUUCUAGCCUGGGGUAACUCCUUGGGUGAUCUAAUAGCCAACGUGGCCAUGGCUUUACAUGGUGGGCCCGAUGGAGCCCAAAUUGCGAUUUCGGGCUGCUAUGCUGGGCCCUUGUUUAACACAGUUGUUGGAGUGGGCUUUUCGUUAGUGAUGGCGGCCUGGACUGAGUAUCCAUUGUCGUAUGUGAUUCCUGAUGAUCAUUCUUUGUACGAAACUGUGGGCUUUCUCAUGGCUGGGCUUCUUUGGGCCUUGGUGGUCUUGCCCAAGAACAACAUGAAACUCCAUCAGGUAUUGGGCUUUGGGCUUCUUGCACUUUAUAGCUGUUUUCUCUUUGUGAGACUGGCCAGACUUUUGGGCUUUCUUGGGCUUUCCACACUAUAAACCAAUUCUUCAACACUGACGCUACAGUUUUCAAGUACUCUAAGGCCCAUGAAGAUUUAUGAAAAUUAAUGUUAUCUAACUAUUUAUAGAGAUACCCAGAAGAAAAACUAUUUAUAGAGAUAGGUAUAUUAUAUUAAUAUAUGCAAUAAUUCAAAAGAUAUAUAGCAAAUUAUGUUAUCUUUUGGUAUCAUUAUGAAGCAAAAGAUACAUUAGAGACUCCUCUCAAAGCAUUAUCAAUUAAUAAUGAUGGCACUUAUCAAAAAAAAAAAAUUAAUAAUGAUGGCAUAAUAUAAUAAAAUUUGUGUACAAGAAUUUGUAUAUA
Molecule: messenger RNA, 2764 nt
Organism: Cannabis sativa
Lineage: Eukaryota; Viridiplantae; Streptophyta; Magnoliopsida; Rosales; Cannabaceae
Product: cation/calcium exchanger 1
Exons: 1
Coding region: 685-2442 (585 amino acids)
Biological process (GO): monoatomic cation transport; transmembrane transport
Cellular component (GO): membrane
Molecular function (GO): monoatomic cation transmembrane transporter activity
Source: RefSeq, a predicted model, not a curated record